GUAGUGGAAGACAGAAACUGCAAUGGCCGUCUAGAACACGUCGAGGUGACGUGUCGUAAUAGCUUCAUUUUACGAAAUUUUGUCCUUAAUAAAAAAUGAUUGCAUUUAAGCGCGACAAGAAGGAAGAGGAGGAUGGUGGUGGAAACCCAUUCCAAAACUUAGAGAAGACCACGGUUCUUCAGGAAGCACGUACAUUCAACAAUACGCCCGUAAAUCCGAGAAAAUGCGCUCACAUCCUCACCAAGAUUCUGUAUCUGCUCAAUCAAGGCGAACAGUUGGGUACAACGGAAGCCACGGAGGCUUUCUUUGCCAUGACCAAGUUAUUUCAGUCACGUGACGUUAUAUUAAGACGACUAGUCUAUCUAGGCAUCAAAGAAUUAAGUUCUUUAGCCGAGGAUGUAAUUAUAGUCACUUCCAGUCUUACAAAAGACAUGACAGGAAAGGAGGAUUUAUAUAGGGCUGCUGCUAUUCGAGCGCUUUGCACUAUCACCGAUGGUAGCAUGUUGGCGGCCAUUGAACGUUACAUGAAGCAAGCUAUAGUCGAUCGUUCACCGGCAGUAUCCAGUGCUGCCCUUGUUUCUUCUUUGCAUUUGACAAGUGUGUCCAGUGAUGUAGCGAGGAGAUGGGCAAAUGAGGCACAAGAAGCGUUAAAUUCAAGCAAUGUAAUGGUUCAAUAUCAUGCUUUGGGCGUUCUAUAUCAAGCACGUAAAGCAGACAAGCAUGCGGUUAUCAAACUGGUCGCCAAACUUAUGAAGACAAGUCCAAAGAGUCCUUACGCAGCAUGCAUGCUGAUUAGAAUGGCAUAUAAAUUAUUAGAUGAAGUGGACGAGGGCGAAGAACUGAUAGGAUUCAUCGAAUCUUGUUUGCGACACAAGUCCGAAAUGGUGGUGUACGAAGCGGCUCAUGCUUUGGUCAACCUUGGGCGAAGCGGUGCCAGAGAAAUCGGACCUGCAAUCAGCGUUUUACAGUUAUUCUGUGGUUCGCCAAAACCAGCACUCCGCUUUGCCGCAGUCAGAACCCUUAAUAAGGUCGCGAUGUCUCAUCCAGCAGCAGUCACAGCUUGCAACUUGGAUUUAGAAAAUCUGAUCACGGAUUCAAAUAGAUCGAUUGCUACUUUAGCAAUUACUACUCUCUUAAAAACUGGAGCAGAGAGUUCUGUUGACCGUCUGAUGAAGCAGAUCGCUACUUUUGUAUCGGAAAUUUCGGAUGAAUUUAAGGUCGUGGUGGUGCAAGCUAUUAGAGCUUUAUGUCAAAAAUUCCCUCGCAAGCACGCAGUCUUGAUGAACUUCCUCUCAGCUAUGUUGAGAGACGAGGGUGGACUCGAAUACAAAGCGGCGAUUGCCGACACUAUUAUAGCUGUAAUGGAAGGAAAUGCAGAAGCCAAGGAAGCGGGACUUGCGCAUCUCUGUGAAUUUAUCGAAGAUUGUGAACACAUUUCCCUUGCCGUGCGCAUUUUGCAUCUACUUGGUCAAGAGGGACCUACGUCGAAACAACCAUCGAGAUACAUCCGUUUUAUCUACAAUCGCGUUAUCCUCGAAAGCGCUAGCGUACGCGCAGCAGCUGUUACCGCCUUGGCGCGUUUUGCUGCGGCCUGUCCACUUUUACUUCCAAACGUCUUGGUGCUGCUUUCACGUUGUCAGUUGGAUUCGGAUGAUGAAGUUCGCGAUCGUGCAGCUUACUACUGCACGAUCCUGCAACAGCAGAACGACCCAACUAUAUUGCCUCUGGUGCAACCGCCUUUACUAUCGGUGCCAACACUAGAAAGGGCCUUACGAAAUUAUAUGCAAACACCUAUGGAAGAAUCGUUCGACAUUUCUCAGAUACCUCCAGCGCAAACGGUAGAAGAACCAGCCCAAGUGGAAGUGCACACUACUAUCAAGCAACCUCGUUUGACUAGAGAAGAGAGUUUUAUGGAAAAAUUAUCACAAAUCCCGCAUUUAGCUAUGAUUAUUCGAGACACAUCGCUCCUCAAAUCUUCGCCAGUGUUCGAAUUAACGGAAUCCGAGACGGAAUAUAACGUCAAAUGCAUCAAACAUACAUUUCCCGAAUAUCUUAUUCUACAAUUUGACUGCGUUAAUACACUUUCCGAUCAACUCCUCGAAGAUGUGGUAGUGGCGGUCGAACCUUCCGAAGGCUAUUCCGUUGUAUGCGUAGAACCAUGUCCGCGAUUACCUUACAACGAACCAGGAACCACCUACACAGUAUUAAAAUAUCCGGAAGACGUACACGCUAGCGUCGCUACCAUUCCCACGACACUUCGAUUUAUGGCAAGAGAUUGCGAUCCAACCACGGGAAUACCAGAUGCGGAUCAAGGAUAUCAUGAUGAAUAUAUGUUGGAAGAUUUGGAAGUAACUCUAGCCGAUCAAGUACGUGGGGUUGGUAACAGAGGCAUGGACUUUAAUGCCGCUUGGGAAACGUAUGCUGCAAAGGGAUUUGUCAAACUGGAAGAGACAUUCGCUUUAGGAGCUUCAGUGACAUCUUUAGAAGGAGCAAUUCAAAGCCUUACGGGAUUCUUAGGCUUGGAAGCUGUGGAACGUAGUAAUAGGGUACAGAGCGGAGCGGCUGCUCAUAAUCUAUUCUUAAGUGGUGUCUUCCGAGGAGGUAAGGAAGUUUUAGCGCGUGCAAGAUUAGCGCUGAGUGGAACGCAAGUUACGAUGCAGUUGUCAGUUCUUUGUCAAGAUCCAGACGUUGCUGACCUAAUAGUCUCAUCUGUAGGAUAGAGAUUUUCGGUAAUAUAAUAAUUUUCACGAUAUAAAUUUCUUUAAGAGAAAUAUAUUCGUUGAUUACUGUAAAAUAAUUUUUAUAAUAUAGGAUUAUUGUUAUAUAUAUAUAUACAUGGAAAUUAUCGAAGAAUACUGCUUGUAUUUCUUUUUGUCGUAGAAUUAAUAUAUCAUAUGACUUUCUCUUA
Pogonomyrmex barbatus (red harvester ant) is the source of this 2908-nucleotide messenger RNA. RefSeq names its product coat protein (coatomer) gamma (gene gammaCOP). The record is from RefSeq and is a predicted model, not a curated record. Gene Ontology annotation, cellular component: endoplasmic reticulum-Golgi intermediate compartment; Golgi membrane; COPI vesicle coat. Gene Ontology annotation, biological process: intracellular protein transport; organelle transport along microtubule; endoplasmic reticulum to Golgi vesicle-mediated transport. NCBI's taxonomy places the organism in Eukaryota, Metazoa, Arthropoda, Insecta, Hymenoptera, Formicidae. Gene Ontology annotation, molecular function: structural molecule activity.